CUGUUUGGUCCGGUUCAUAUAAUAAGUGUCAGUACUUCGUUGUUAUUAUACGUGUGCGCUUGUGUGUGUUGGUCAAGUCAGUGUUGGUUGUUGGGCGUUUCGAGAACUCGAAUGGAAUGUAUUUAGGCACAGUAUCUGGACAAGCAUGAGCGGAGAUAAAGCUGAAACAGAAGAAACCAUAGCUGAAGAACAAAAAGAAGAAGAACAGACGCACACAGAAGCAAAUGGACGAAUUACUGAUAAUACUGAAAAGUCUAAUUAUGUUCAGAAUAUAAUCCAUUCAGAACUAUCAUUGAACAACAAAGUGAUGAGAGACGAUAUGCUGUUGCCAGAUUCAAAAACUGUGGCAAAAUUUUCACCGAUAUGGAAACAGUGUCUUGCAUCAUUUGCAACCAUUCUGCUGACUUUUACUUCCGGUCUAACUUCGGGCUACUCAGCAAUCCUACUGCCGCAGCUGAGAGAUACUGGAAGCAGUAUACCAUCAGAUGAAAGCACAGCGUCGUGGAUUGCGGCAAUGGCAGCACUUCCAAUGGCACCUGGAUGCCUCAUCGCCGGUUGGCUCAUGGAGAAAUUUGGCAGAAGAAACUCCCACUACAUGAUAUGUGCACCAUUCCUUUUGGGAUGGCUACUCAUUGCCUGCGCCAAUAAUCUAGCUCUUAUGCUCCUCGGAAGAUUUUUUACAGGCCUCUGCGUUGGAUUACUUGGCCCAUUAGGACCAGUAUUCAUCAGUGAAACAACAGAUCCAAAAUACAGAGGCAUUUUCCUUGCAGGGAUAUCUUUAGCCAUAGCUGUUGGUAUUCUUGUGGCACAUGUUAUUGGCACUUUUGUUCACUGGCAAUGGACCGCAAUGAUUUGUUGCGUGUUCCCAGUUAUAUCAAUUAUGCUACUAACAAUAAUACCAGAAAGCCCUACUUGGCUGAUAUCAAAAGGCCAAACUGAAGAUGGUAUUAAGGCUUUUGGUUGGCUUAGAGGCUAUAGUGACGAGGCCAAAGCAGAACUGAAAGGAAUUCUGGACAGUAAGAAAGCUGAAGAAAACAAACCAGUGAUGACUUUAGGGCAACAACUUGCAAAUUUAAAGAGCCCUGAACUAUUGAAACCUUUAAUGAUAAUGAUUAUAUUCUUUGUUACUUGUCAAUUUUCUGGUGUUAACGCAAUUGCCUUUUAUUCUAUAGAAAUAAUUGAAAAGGCUGUAGGGAAAGGUUUAGAUCAUUAUUUAGCUAUGAUUGUAAUAGACUCAUUGAGGACUGUGAUGUCCGUUGUAGCUUGUGUUAUCUGCAAGAAAUACGGUCGUAGGCCUUUGUGUAUGAUAAGCGGAAUUUUCACAGCAGUGUCAAUGGUUGGCUUGUCAAUGUACUUGUAUUGGACAGAAGGCACCCAGACCAAUAUGACAUGGCUGCCAUUGACAUGUCUGAUGACGUAUAUAUGCGCUAUUUCUAUAGGCUUAGUGCCAUUGCCUUGGAUGAUGUGUGGCGAACUAUUUCCAACCAAAGUUCGAGGUUUAGGUUCUGGUAUAAGUUCAGCUACUACUUUUGUAGCUUUCUUUGUAGUUGUUAAGACCGCCCCUGGCAUGAUGUCCAAUUUGGGUGAAGUAACUACGUUCCUAACAUACGGCUUGGUAGCACUAAUUGGCACUUGUGUACUAUAUUUCAUUUUGCCUGAAACUAAGGGCAAAAGCUUACAAGAGAUCGAGGAAAAAUUCAAAAAACCCAAACAGAGUAUAGCAUAAUUAAUUUAGCUAAUACGUUAACAAGAACCAAUUAUAGUGUUUAUCUGUGAUAUUUAAAUAUUUAGAAAAAUAUAUUAUUAAAUAAUUAUUUUAAUUUAAA
Messenger RNA from Leptidea sinapis, 1826 nucleotides. Its product is annotated as facilitated trehalose transporter Tret1-2 homolog. Gene Ontology annotation, molecular function: transmembrane transporter activity. The coding region runs from base 146 to 1726 and encodes 526 amino acids. Lineage: Eukaryota; Metazoa; Arthropoda; Insecta; Lepidoptera; Pieridae. Gene Ontology annotation, cellular component: membrane. The transcript is spliced from 4 exons. The record is from RefSeq and is a predicted model, not a curated record. Gene Ontology annotation, biological process: transmembrane transport.